Tribolium castaneum (red flour beetle) is the source of this 4916-nucleotide messenger RNA. RefSeq names its product Rab interacting lysosomal protein like (gene Rilpl). Bases 1 to 1149 code for a protein of 382 amino acids. Gene Ontology annotation, molecular function: protein dimerization activity. The record is from RefSeq and is a predicted model, not a curated record. Lineage: Eukaryota; Metazoa; Arthropoda; Insecta; Coleoptera; Tenebrionidae. The transcript has 5 exons.
AUGCCUCGAUCCCGGUACCCCUUCGACGUUGAAAAUAUGGAAGAAGAGGGUGAUUUCGGUGGGGAAGUCAGUGUUGUCGAUGUCUAUGAUAUUGCUUCCGAUAUUGGCAAAGAAUGCGAAAAAAUCAUUGAUCAAUACGGUGCUGAUGCUGUGACUUCGUUAAUGCCCAAAGUUAUUAACGCCUUAGAAUUGCUCGAAAAUCUGGCCACACGCAACGAACGCGAAAACACACAAUUGCAUGAGCUUCGACUGAAAAUAGCACAAUUGGAAAAUGACAAGUUGGAAAAGGCGGAAUAUCGGCAAAAAUUUGAAAAAGAACUGGAAGCCAUUGAAGAACAAUGGCGUUCUGAAACCAAAGAAUUGCUUUCUGUGGUCACACGUCUCCAGGAGGAAAACCGGCGAUUGGCCAAAGACAACUCCACGUCUCCCCAUCGACAGGUGCCCCCCUUGUCGCCGCCGCCUAACGGCGACAUGUUACAGAAGCUGAAAGACAGUGUGGAGAAACAACGCGAUGAAAUCCGCCUCAAAGACAAUCUCCUACAAGAGAAAUGCCACGAUAUUGAAAAUUUGAAAUCGCAAGUUGAACGUCUGAACAACACGAGUCGAGAGCUUCGCCGCAAACAUAAGUUAUUCCAAAGCCAAGUGCGCACGUUAUGCGACGAAAGGGCCGAUUUUCUCGUCCAACUUCAAGACCAACAACGAGAUAUCGUCGGGUUGAGGCAAAGAUUGGGUUUGGCGCAGAAGGAAAACGAAGAUCUUGCAAAAUGUGAUCCCCCGGUUCCGGUUAACAAAGCCGUCUAUGAUUUGGACGAUCCGAACCGGCCGAGGUUCACUACUCAGGAGCUUAAAGACAUAUUACACGAACGGAACGAACUCAAAGCGCGUGUUAGUGACUUGGAGGACGAACUCGAGACGUACAGACCGAAAAACAAGUCGGAAAGUCCGGUUGAGGAGGAUGCGCCUGUUCAAGGGCCUCUGCCGUAUGAGCCCGACGACGCCCCCUGGAAGAAGUGUUCAGAGUCGGGGAUUAGGAAAUUUUUUCGCAAGAUCUUUUCCGAAAGCAGCAGUGGGAGUAGUUUUCCUCGGCGUAGCUUAUCGACCUUGUCGAAGAUGGCUUUAUCGGCUACUAACGAACCAGUUCCAGUUUAACGACGAUUUUUUUCCAAAAUUCGAAAUUGAUUUGGCUGGUAACGUGCAGCACUCAUUGUGAUAGUUUUAGAGGUUUUUUUUUAACCGAGAAAUUAUUGUGGACCACUUUUUUUUUACUAGUCAAUUGCGAAUAUUUGCACAUAUCUUAUGCUUCCAGUUUGAUUUCCGACAGUAUUUUAGCGCGUAGAAAAGAACCAAGCGAAUUGUGGUAUUAGGGUCCCCUCCCUAUUUUUUUACUUUUUUUAUUAUCGUAAAGCAGUGUUGGCGAACCUGCAGGAAAUUAAGAAAAAAUAAAAUUCUAGUUUAAGUUCGAAACACCGUUCCCUCCAUAUCGAAUGACACUGAAUCAUAAAACUGUAAGGUAUUUUUUUUAAUCGAGUAUUUCCCCGAACUAGCUUUCUUCGUUGUGCAACUGUUAAAGAAGAAACUUUUUUGCGUUUCUUUUUGUGCGAAAUCUAACGAGAAACUGGAUUGUUUCACACAAUUUCCUCAAAAAUAAUUCGAAAAAUCAUUAUUCAAUUAUUUAAAAAAUAGCCUGAUUUGUUUUUAAAGUGAUUAAUUUGGGUCGAAAUUUCUUUAAAACCGUCUAAAAAAUCGCCAAAAUAAGCCGAAAAUAACAUUUUUAUCGUUUUACAACCAGCAACACAUCCGAGAAAUCAUGAAAUUUGGUUCAAACGUCGUUAUUCUUGCUUUUUUUGAGCUAAAAACUCAGUUUUUUUUGGAAGAUUUUAUGAAAUUUUUCGAAAUUUUUUUUAAAAACUGGUGCAAAUUCGCCUCUAGGUAAAUUUAAUUUUUUUGGCUUGUUUUACUCGAUUUUUUGUUUGAUUUUUAACUAGAGGACACGUGUAAGACACGCCUAAAAACCAUAAAAAUCAAAAUGAAAUUAUUUUAUUUCCUUUGAUUUAGCGCGACAUUAAACAAAAUUUGAUCAAAAAUUACCUUGAAAACCAAAAAAUUUGAUCAAAAAUAGUGUUUCGUUUACUUUUUUGUAAACUUUCGAAAACUAUUUUUGUAGAUUUCGCUUAAGCAAACCAAAAAAUCAUCAAGAACUAUUAUUAUUUUUGCUUUUUGGAGCGUUAUUAGUAGCCAGCAGAACAAAUAUUUCGCUAAAAUUUAAUAAAAACCACCUAAAAUGUCGCCAAAUUCGUCCAUGAAUGGUGCUAUUUUCGCUUUUUUUUUUUUUCGAAAAAUUUUGCUUAAACUUGGUGAGAAAUCACAAAAUUGGGCUGAAUUUAGUUUGUUUUAACUUGGAACUUCUUUUAUUUGCAAAAUCUUAAUGUUAUUUUAUGUGUUUUAAUUAGAAUGAUUCGUUUUUGAGCGAAAUUUCGUAAAAAAUAAAGCGAAAAAACACAAAAAUUAGCCGAAACAGCACAAAAAUUUUCCGAAAGCAGCGUUAUUUUUAGUUUUUUCGAAUUUCCAAAAACGUUUUUACACUUAACUUUUCAGACUUCUUGUGAGAUUUUGUUAAGUAGACCAAAAAAAUUCUUUAAAAACUAUUAUUUUUGCUUUUUGGAGCGUUAUUAGUAGCCAGCAGAACAAAUAUUUCGCUAAAAUUUAAUAAAAACCACCUAAAAUGUCGCCAAAUUCGUCCAUGAAUGGUGCUAUUUUCGCUUUUUUUUUUUUUCGAAAAAUUUUGCUUAAACUUGGUGAGAAAUCACAAAAUUGGGCUGAAUUUAGUUUGUUUUAACUUGGAACUUCUUUUAUUUGCAAAAUCUUAAUGUUAUUUUAUGUGUUUUAAUUAGAAUGAUUCGUUUUUGAGCGAAAUUUCGUAAAAAAUAAAGCGAAAAAACACAAAAAUUAGCCGAAACAGCACAAAAAUUUUCCGAAAGCAGCGUUAUUUUUAGUUUUUUCGAAUUUCCAAAAACGUUUUUACACUUAACUUUUCAGACUUCUUGUGAGAUUUUGUUAAGUAGACCAAAAAAAUUCUUUAAAAACUAUUAUUUUUGCUUUUUGGAGCGUUAUUAGUAGCCAGCAGAACAAAUAUUUCGCUAAAAUUUAAUAAAAACCACCUAAAAUGUCGCCAAAUUCGUCCAUGAAUGGUGCUAUUUUCGCUUUUUUUUUUCGAAAAAUUUUGCUUAAACUUGGUGAGAAAUCACAAAAUUGGGCUGAAUUUAGUUUGUUUUAACUUGGAACUUCUUUUAUUUGCAAAAUCUUAAUGUUAUUUUAUGUGUUUUAAUUAGAAUGAUUCGUUUUUGAGCGAAAUUUCGUAAAAAAUUAAGCGAAAAAACACAAAAGUUAGCCGAAACAGCACAAAAAUUUUCCGAAAGCAGCGUUAUUUUUAGUUUUUUCGAAUUUCCAAAAACGUUUUUGAACUUACUUUUCAGACUUCUUGUGAGAUUUUGUUAAGUAGACCAAAAAAAUUCUUUAAAAACUAUUAUUUUUGCUUUUUGGAACGCUAUUAGUUAUCCGUUUUGCAGCCAACCAUAAACACAAUUAUUUCGCAAAAUUUUUUUAAAAAUAAAACUAAAAUUUCACCAAAUUCAUUCAAAAAAGAUGUUAUAUUUCUGCCUUUUUUGAAAAAUUUCGCUUAAACUGCUCGAAAAAUCACGAAAUUGGGUCGAAAUUCAUUUUAUUUCGACUUGUUUGGCUUGAUUUAGUUUACAAAAUAUUAAUGUUAUUUUAUGUGUUUUACUCAGAAUGUUUCGUUUUUGAGUGAAAUUAGGCCAAAAAUAAUGCGAAAAACCACAAAAAUUAGCCGAAACAACACAAAAUUUGUUCGAAAUUAGCGUUAUUUUUACUUGUUUAAAAAUUUUAAAUAUGUUUUGGACAAAAUUUUCAGACUGAUUAAGCAGAUCCAACAAUCUUCAAAUUAGGCCGAGGACUACAUUAUUUUUGCUUUUUUGAGUGUCUUUAUGUUCUACAGUCAGCUACACAAGUGUUUUGCAAAACUUCGUUGAAAACAACUAAAUAUUUCACCAAAUUCUGACGAAUAUUAGCGUUAAUCUUAAGGUUUUUUCGAAAAUUUUCGAUAAAACCAACUAAAGAAUUAAUGCUGAUUGGUUUGCUUGACUCGAUUUAACUGGUUUUUGAGCAAAACUUCCUUAAAAAUAGACCGAAAAACCAAAAAGUUUGGUCGAAAUUAAUUUUUUAAAUUCGUUUUCUCAGACUUUUUGUGAGAUUUUACUUUUUUUAUUUUUGUUUUAUUUGUUUUAUUUUUGCAUACUAAAAAAAUCAACCAAAUUCGACCAAGAAAUAUUAUUUUUGGUUUAUUCAACAAAGGUUUUUUGAAAAUCAACAAAUUAAACCGAAGAUCAUGGUAUUUUAGCUCUUUUUACUCGUGGUAACUCAUUUAAAAAAAUACGACGGAAGCCGAAAAACAAAACAAAAAUCGUCGAAAGUGUGUUACACUUAAGUUUUUAAACUUUUAAACACAUUUUUGAAUAAGACCACCAAAAAAUUCACCACUAACUCAAAAACUUAUACCUAAUAUUAUUUCUUGUUUGGGCAUUUUUGUGCGUUUUACAGCCAGCAAUGCUAUUAUUAUUUAGUUUGGCAACACUGAUCAGAGGGUUCGCCACUGCUGCCUGAUUAAAAGAUAUUUAAUUAAUUUAAAAUGAAUCUCUAUAUUAAUAGUGGCAUAUUGUUGAUUAACUAAUUAUGUUGAUUACUUAUUAAAAUUUAAAGAUAUUGAUGAUUAACAUUUAUUUUAGAUAAAAAAUGGAAAUAUUGACUAACACGACAAUUUUUAAAUGAUUUACGUUUACUAAUGCUCUGUUUGAUAUAAAUACGUUGUAGAAGUGCCAAAUACAUUGAAUGAAAAAACCUCA